CAGCCCCCAGCCGGCUGCUUCCCACCCUGCGCAGCAUGAGUUACUUCCUGUCUUACUGCAAAGCUCAUGGCGGCGCGCUGCUCACUGGCUACCAGGCCCUGCGCGCCGAGGGCUUCCUGUGCGAUGUGACUUUGGAGGCCCAGGGCAGCGAGUUCCCGGUACACAGGUCCCUCCUCGCGUGUUCCAGCGACUACUUCAGGGCCCUGUUCAAGAGCCACACCCUGGAAUCCCGGGCACGCGUGAUUCACCUGCACGUGCCGUCGGCCACCGGCCUGCAGCGCCUGCUGGACUUCAUCUACACCGCCUGGCUGCCGCUCUCCAUGGACACUGUGGAGGACACGCUGGAGGCCGCCAGCUACCUGCAAGUCACCGAGGCCCUGGGACUGUGUGGCCGCUACUUGGAGCGCCUGCUGGCUCUGGAGAACUGCUGCUUCGCUGCCAAUGUGGCGACUGCCCAGCGCCUGGCCCACUGUGCUGCGCUGCUGGAGCGGGUCCGCUUCGGCCUGAUCCCCGUGGACGUGCUGCGGCCCGUGUACUCGGGCUCCGGCCUUGUGCUGCCCACUCGAGUCAAAGGCCUCAUUAUCCAGGCCCUCAACUACCAUACAGCGCCCUCCCGCCAGCCACUCUUGCAGGGCGAGCAGACCAGCGUCCGGAGCCCACAAACCCGCAUCUUAUUGGUCGGGGGGCGCAGGGCGCGGGAGGCGGUGACUGAAGAGGUCAUGGUCCCCCAAGGGGCAGCCAGGGGUAGGGGCGCCGCAGCAGAGCCAGAGGAGGAGGUGGCGGAGGAAGGAGAGCAAGUGGAGGAGGGAGAGGAGGAGGACGAGGACUGGGAGCUCACCCAGGACGUGGUGGCCUUCGAUGUGUACAACCACGGCUGGCGCAGCCUCACGCAGCUCCCGGCACCGCUCCUGGGGCACAGCGUGUGCGCAGUUGGGAACUUCCUGUUCGUCCUGGGCGGGGAGAGCCCUUCCUGUGGGGUAAGUGUUUUCCUAGGUGCUAAACUGUGA
Myotis davidii is the source of this 1007-nucleotide messenger RNA. RefSeq names its product kelch like family member 34 (gene KLHL34). Lineage: Eukaryota; Metazoa; Chordata; Mammalia; Chiroptera; Vespertilionidae. The transcript is spliced from 3 exons. Bases 36 to 1007 code for a protein of 323 amino acids. Gene Ontology annotation, molecular function: protein binding. The record is from RefSeq and is a predicted model, not a curated record.